AUAGACUUUUAGAUUCAACCAGCUUCGCCAGCUGGAAGGCUCUCUUCCAAAUUCUUAACUAAAGCUUAAUAUCCGGCUUCUAAGCCAUUGUUGGAUGAAACCUGACAAGUAUCACGUUGGACCCACUUUAAGGUACUGACGUGGCAUAAUGAUGACUUCCCUUGAUCUAAUCAAGUCAAUGGUCAGAUCUGGCAUUAACGGUUGAGGUUGAGAGAUGAUGGAAACAGGGACACACACUUACAGCCGCCUUGAUUCCAUCCUACAUCUUGAUUUCGAUUUACUUUAAAAGAAAGAACAAAUUAUAUGCGUUUUUGAUGAAAGGUUUUCGAAAUUCCUUCCACGGUUAGCAACAAUUUUCAUAAUGGCCAAUCAGUCCUCCUCUUGCCCCAUCCUAUGCGCAUCCUUCAAUCAAGACAACAGUGGUUUUGCAAUAAGCACUAAAGAUGGUUUCAAAAUAUUCGAUUCAAACACCGGAAGGCUCUGCUACGAACGAUCCUUUGGAGCUUUCAUUAUUGUUGAAAUGCUGUAUAGUUCUAGUCUUCUCGCCAUUGUUGGAGCCGGUGAACAGCCAUCUUUAUCUCCACGUCGUCUCUGUUUGUUCAAUACAGCAACCGGUGCUCCUCUCCGUGAACUGCCUUUUCUUACUUCGAUUCUUGCUGUUCGCUUAAAUAGGAAAAGGCAUUUGAUUGAGAGGAGAACAGUCAUUCCACUGCUGUCCACAUUUCAUAGAAGACUUCUUGUGGUUUUGCAAGAAAACACCUACAUAUAUGACUCAAACAGUCUUGCAAUGUUGGAUACCAUUGAUACCGUGCCAAAUUUAAAGGGACUUUGUGCAUUCUCCCCUAGUUUGGAUGGUUGCUUCUUGGCUCUUCCUGCCAGUACAACUAAAGGAGCUGUAUUAGUGUACAAUGUCAUGGAGCUCCAGUCGCAUUGCGAGAUAGAUGCCCACCGGUCUCCUUUGGCUGCAAUUGCUUUAUCUUCCAAUGGGACAUACAUUGCAACAGCAUCUGAACAGGGAACCAUAAUCAGAGUUCAUCUCGUUUCAGAAGCAACUAAGUCAUAUAGUUUCCGGAGGGGAACAUACCCAUCAACCAUAUUUUCAUUGUCAUUUGCACCAUCAUUGCAACUUCCAGAUAUUCUUGCAGCCACAAGUUCAUCAGGUUCUGUUCACAUCUUCUCUCUGGGGUUUGAUACAAAUCAGAGCAGGAGUAAAAAGUCAAUUAGUUUUCCUGGAUUAAUAUUACCUGAUUAUGUGAAUCAUGCACUAGAUCCUGCUCACCGUCAUGUGCUUCACAAUGCUGUUUCUGCAGGAGUCAGAAGCUAUGCAGUGGUUCGCAAGGUAGACAAAGCUGCUGAUUCACCCGAAUUUGCAACUUGUAGGGCCGUGGUAUCCUUGAUAGCAUACAACGGGUACUUUCAGGAAUACGCCUUCAGUAUCAACAAUCAGAACGAGUCUUCAUGGAGCCUAGAGCGCGAAUUCAACCUUCUGACACUCGUUUCAGAUGGUGCAGAAACCUCAUGACUGAAAAUAUUGCUGCAUGCAUGCCACCUCUUAUACGGUCGCCGACACAGUUGAACAAUGAAAGGAGAGAUGUAAUGCAAUGUAAUCAUGUAUCGCAUAGCAUUGUUAAAUUAUUAUUCUGACAGAAUGAUGAAGACCUGAAGAAGCUGGAAGGAUUAAUGUAUAUGUGUAAAUCCUAUAUAUAAACCCAACACCUUACAAUCUUUUCUUGAUAUGUCUGGAAUGUGAUACGAAGGUAAGCAUUCAACUAUAGCAAAGACCUUUAUGUUAUGUAUGGUACUAGGAUGGAUGAUUAAUAUGAUAAGAUUAUAAGGUCA
Durio zibethinus is the source of this 1839-nucleotide messenger RNA. RefSeq names its product autophagy-related protein 18b-like. The record is from RefSeq and is a predicted model, not a curated record. Gene Ontology annotation, molecular function: protein binding. Lineage: Eukaryota; Viridiplantae; Streptophyta; Magnoliopsida; Malvales; Malvaceae.